UUUGCAGUUAUUACAAACUGUAUCAGAAUCCCGGACUUCCGGGAAAGUUAUCUAUGGGUUAUUUCCACCGAUGCCGAUCUUUGUAUUGUGUGUGCUCCGUUCUUGUUUUCUAGUACUCAUGCUAGAACGAUUUUUUUCGGAUGCGUAGCAAUCAACCAUAAAUCAUUAUUCAAAUGGCGGGAGAGUCAGGACAACCAGCCUUAGCGGAAGUCGAUGUAGUUCUUGGGCAGGACGACCAAUCAGACAAUAAGAAGACACACGUUGUCGUUUCAACUCUGAGCGUGGAAUAUGAGCGAGAUUUUUCGGAGUCGAAUGAUCCUCAAAUUUCAUCAGUCACAAUAGAAUCUCAAGUCACUGUUGAUGGACCUGUUGCUGAAGAAACAGACUGGCAAAGAUUUGGAAUAAGUCUGGUGAUUUUGUUGUUUUGUGCAAGCACAGCCGUGGGUGACCAGCAAUUAUCGAAGGAAGUCAAUGGGUCGACCUUUGAUGCACCGUUCUUUUUCUUGUGGUGCAGCAAUAUUGUUCGGAUGCUUACAUUUCCUGCCUUGGUCUGCAUUAGGAUGAUAUACGAAUACACCUGUGGGCAUGCCGGCCUGAUCCAUAAAAUCUGGAUCUGUGGUAAGGCCCACCGCAGCAUAGUUAUUUCCGGCGAGAACAAAAGGAUAUCUGCAAAAGGUCUUUGGGUGGAAGCAAAAAGUUUAAUGGGACCAAAAGGAUUCCAACCGCUGAACUGCGUAAUUUACUUAGUUCCGUUCGCAUUAAGCAUUAUCGCCAUCAAUGGAUUGUUUUACUGGGCAGUGACGUACGCCUCGGUAUCGGAAUGUGUCACAAUUGGAAGCCAGUUUAUUAUCAUAGUCCACAUUAUUUCAUGGGUCUUCCUGAAAGAGAAGUUUUUAAUAUUUAAGCUACUGGGAAUUAUUGUUUGCAUUGCCGGGGUUGUACUGACUGCGUAUGCAUCCGGCGAAGAACUGGUUUCCUCCAGCGAUUCCUGGAUCGCUGCAGCUCUGAUGACGGGAUCAUCGGUGUCACUGGCAGUAACGUCGGUACUUUUUAAGAAACAUUUUGGGACGCCUACUAUUAGCCAGAUCGCUUUGUACCAGUCGUUGACUUCCACGGUCAUGGUGCUGAUUUCUUGGCCGCUUUUUCUGGCACUGAAACUGACCGGAAACGAAAUCUGGGAUUUCCAAACCGCUCCUUGGCUGAUUAUAGUAGCGCAAGGUGCUAUCGGAGCCGUUGGCGCCUUGGCGUAUUACGUGGCAAUUAGCUUUGCAUCGCCUGUAUUCAUUACCAUGUCGAGACCUCUGCAAAUCGUUAUAAACAAUGGAAUUGAUAUUGGCGCACGAGGGGAUUCAUUUAGCCUGCUCAACGGAAUCGCCGCUGCAUUGGUCAUUGCCGGAUUUCUGAUGCUGGUCAUUCCGAAUAACUUUGUAGAUUUUGAAAUAAAAGCGAGGAUAACGAGAUUGUGGUGGAACGGAGAAUCAAGCAGCGGCAUAAAGGACAACAUUUCUAUUUCCUCCAAUCGCAUUGAAAUGUCUAAAUACUAAAAUGAAGUGUAAAAAGUUCGCAUUGUUUGAAAAACUAAAUGCUAAAACACUGCCACUGUUAAGUGAUAUUAAUUUUGGAGCUGGAAUCAAAAGGUAAUACGGUCCUAACGCCACCGGUUGCUGUCCGUGAACGGUCUGGAACGGCGGCGAUUUGGGAAAUGCAUUCUAAAGUUACUGCACCUCGAAGAGAGACAAAUUUCAAUGAU
This is a messenger RNA of Paramacrobiotus metropolitanus, 1750 nucleotides long. RefSeq names its product putative thiamine transporter SLC35F3. NCBI's taxonomy places the organism in Eukaryota, Metazoa, Tardigrada, Eutardigrada, Parachela, Macrobiotidae. Gene Ontology annotation, cellular component: membrane. The transcript has 7 exons. Bases 174 to 1544 code for a protein of 456 amino acids. The record is from RefSeq and is a predicted model, not a curated record.